AUGGUCUACAAUCAAUUGCGGGCCUAUAGGACGCCGCUCCUCUGUUUCCUGGCCUUCAGCAUCCUCUAUCUGCUGCUCAAGUCCAUUGCAACACUCCAAGGAACUGCGCCACUGCCCAAAAAUGUUGUCGUUCGUCCAGAAAGGGAUGCCAAGCGGAAGGAGAGAUCGCAGCAGGAACCGAAUCAAGUGAAUCUGGAGGACCUGCUGCGAGGCAAGGAGCACGAGGACUGGGUGGGGCAGCCAACGCGCGACCAGUGUGCCCCAUAUCCGCGCUACGACGACAUCGAGUUCCCGAACCCCCACUUCCAGCUGGUGCGGCACGGCAACCUGAGCUACUACCUCUAUGGGGCGUACUACGACCGCCGGCCCAGGAUACCGGAGCUGGUGGUCCUCGCCAUGGUGACCACGUGCGGCGAUCCCUAUCCGUCCACCUACCUGCAGAUGUGGUACGAGGGUGAGACCCACGCCGAAACGCUGCCCCUGCACCAAAGCAAAUUGGCCUGGUACAGGGAGUGGGGUAAUUUGGCGGGUGUCGCCUAUCCCACAGUGCUAACGUUUCAGCUGAAAACCCAAAGGGUGCCGCAGCUGGUGAGCGUGGUCUUCGAUGCGUGUGCGGUGCCCGCGAAUGCCUUCCAGGUGGCGCCACCGCCGCCCGAGGCGCCACCGAAUCCGCAGCGUCCGAAGCGCAUCGGCGUUUGUGUGAAGUAUCUCAAUUUUCCCAACGUCGACAUGAGCGAUCGAUUCGUGGAGUGGCUGGAGCUGAUGCGACUGCUGGGUGCCAGCAAGGUGACCGCCUACGACAUUGGCCACCUGAUGCCCAACACCCGGCGCACCCUGGACCACUACACGAGACCCGAGGAUGGACUCUUGGAGCUGCGGCCCUUCCGUUUUCCCAACGAGACCGCCGAGCACGAGCAAUUCCGCCUGAUGGUCGUUGAGGUGCUGCUCUACAACGACUGCCUGUACCGCAGUCUGUACGACUUCGACUUCGUGGCCGUCGUGGAUGUGGAUGAGGUGAUCAUGCCACUGGGUGAGCACCACAGCUGGCAGGACUUGCUGGGCUACUUGCAGUCGCACGAUGUGAACAGCACUGCUCGCUCCAGCUACUGCUUCCGGAAUGUGUACUUCCCGCAGCACCUGGCCGUGGACGAGAGCAUUCCGGAGCAGUUCCACAUGCUGCGCCAUGUGCACCGGCAGGCGGAGCACUUGGAUCCCAACCACGCGAUCAAGUGCCUGCACGACACCAGCUAUGCCACGGUGAUGCACAAUCACUUUCCCAUGCAGUGGAUGGGCGCCGAGAGGCCGUUCGAUGUCAGCACCGAUCUUGGCCAGAUGCAGCACUACCGCGAUACGAGGAGUCUCGGUCUCAAGAUGGAACCGCCGCCCGUGAGGGAUGAUAACAUCCGACGGUUCCAGCACCAGCUCAUCCACAACGCACUGGAGGUCCAGCGGCAGCUGGCGCAGAGUCGUGCGGCAUAUUGA
Molecule: messenger RNA, 1482 nt
Organism: Drosophila teissieri
Lineage: Eukaryota; Metazoa; Arthropoda; Insecta; Diptera; Drosophilidae
Exons: 2
Coding region: 1-1482 (493 amino acids)
Source: RefSeq, a predicted model, not a curated record